AUGGCCCUACGCGCCGCGGAGCGGGCCGCCGUCCUUACGCGGGAGCCGCCGGGGCGCCGCCGGCCGCCUCCGCCCGCACCGCGGACGGACGGACGGAGGGACGGACGGACGGAGGGACGGACAGACGGCCCGCUGCCGCUCGGGCCCGGCCGAAGCGCUCCCCUCUGCUCGGAGGCCCGGGAGCGCGUUGCAGCGGGCGUUGGCGAAAGCAUCUGGUUGUCCCCUGCCCCCCUCUCGCCCCACACAGGGCCCGGGGACGCCGAGGCGGACACAGACCGCUGUACCCCCCCCCCGGGUGAUGGAGGGGGAGCGGAGCCCACCGGCUCGGGGUACCCACCGUCCCCCUGCGGUGGGGCGGGCGGCACUGAUUUACCGGCGGGGCUCCCUGCCUGCCCGCCCACGGCACACGCAAAUCCCCCGAAACCCCGCUCCGGAGUAGGGGGGGGACCGUGGGGUGCCCUAGGUCCGCCUUCUCCCCCCCCCGGGGGACCCCGACUCAGCGCAGGCGUUCGAGAGGUGAAAAUGCCAGCGCUGUCUCCAGCUGGCUCCGAAAAGAAAAACUCACCAACCCCGGCCUCCCACGGGCCUCCUCUGCCCCGCGGGACCGGCGUGGGGCACCCACGGGCCGGGGAGUCCGCGGAGCCCGAGGAGGGGGGGGAAUCCUCUCCACACCCCCGGGCCACGGGCACGGAUGGCACGGUAGCCCCCGGCCUGCCGCCGCCCCCCCCUCCUAGGGCAGUGCAUCUGGGUUGGGGGGGCUGGUUGUUGUUGUUUUUCAUUGUAUUUUGCAAUUCGCCCAGGUCCGUUCCCGGCUGGGCCCUUUGCCGGGGCCAAGCCCCCAAUCCCGGAGAGAGCCGGCCGGGGUGUUUCAAAGAGGGAAAUUAAAAGGGUAAAAAAAAAGAAAAAAACCUCAGAUUUUAAAAAAAAUCUAAUACAGAAGAAAAAAAAAAGUCCCUUUCAGGCGAGUUUGAAUUUGCGUUUUCUCGGUGUCGUUCCCGUCUUUUUAGUUAAACAUCCCCCUGUUUAUCAUCAGCCUUUCUACACCGCUGCGCUCCGUAAUGGGAUUUUACCCUCCUUUACUGGGCACUAGUGCUGUACAAACACCGCAGCCCUCUCGUCCCGGACUCUGCUGGCAAAGCUCCGGGGACCCCCCCUCUUCCCCCCCCCCGCCAUCCCCGAGCGAAGCCGAAGAAGAAACUUCCCUCCCACCCGGGUCCAGACACUUUCUCUGCCGUGAGCAUCCUCGACGGGGCGGGGGGGGGGGGGGGGGAAGGCA
Aquila chrysaetos chrysaetos is the source of this 1276-nucleotide messenger RNA. RefSeq names its product translation initiation factor IF-2-like. NCBI's taxonomy places the organism in Eukaryota, Metazoa, Chordata, Aves, Accipitriformes, Accipitridae. The coding region runs from base 1 to 885 and encodes 294 amino acids. The record is from RefSeq and is a predicted model, not a curated record. The transcript has 3 exons.